UAAAGCUGUUUAUACAUCCGUGAAAGGAAAACUCUCGAAAGGGGUUUGAAUUUUUUGUAGAGGCCGCCCGGUAAAAAAAAAAAAAAAAAUCUUUAAUAAUGGUGAAGAUUUUUGUUGGGAAUCUGCCUCGAGAGGCAGACCAGGAUGAGAUCAAGGCUCUCUUUACCCAGUACGGCACAGUCACAGAGUGUGCCAUCAUCAAGAACUACGCCUUCGUCCACAUGGAUGACCGCAAGGCUGCCACCAAAGCCAUCAAGAAUCUGCACCUCUUCAAGCUUCACGGCACACCUAUCAACGUCGAGGCCAGCCAUGGGAAGAACCAGGGAUCUGUCAAACUGCAUGUGGCAAAUGUAGAGAAGGGAUCUGAUGAUGAGCUCCGUUCACUCUUCGAGGAGUACGGCACGGUCACAGAGUGUGCUGUUGUCAAGAAUUUUGCUUUCGUACACAUGUCCAACUCUGAUGAGGCCAUGGAUGCCAUCAAGGGACUAGACAACACUGAAUUCCAAGGCAAACGCAUCCAUGUACAGAUUUCUAAGAGCCGUCCCAGACAUGACGAACGGGACGACUACCCCCCUCCUCCCCCAGACAGGGCAGGCUAUUGGCCCCCACGCUACCCAGGAGAAAGGCAUGAGCCCCCACCUCCGAGCUACCUGAGGGGCCGCCUCAGUCACAUACCCCCAGGUUACCCCGCCCCUCCUCUGCCGCCCCCUCCCCCCCGACGAGCCGUUUACCCUGACCGUCCCUAUGAGGGUGAGAGGGACAGAUAUGGCGUGGUAGAUUACUAUGAGAAGUACAGAGCCCGUCCUUAUGGCAUUGCCUCCUACGAGGACCAACGUGCUGGCGCCCCUCCUCCUCCCCCUCCCCCUUCAGCCGUCGUGCGAGACCGUCUUAUGACCUCGCCGCUCGACCCGUACGAGCGUCGGCCUCUCCCUCCUCCUCCGUCCUCGUACUACGCCCGAGACCGUAGUCCUCUGAGGAGAGCACCUAGCACGCCAAUGCCCCCUGCAGGUAACGGCUACUCCUACGAGCGCUCCCGUCUCUCUCCGGUUCCCCGGGUACCGGCAUACGGAGUUCCUCGAGCCAGGGACCCCUACGCAGACCGGCUGCCUCCGCCACCGCCUGCACGCUACGCUUAUUAAGCAAGGCUCCGGCAUGUGAAGUCAAGGAUCGUCGUUCGACUGCGUCGCCGCUCGCCGCCUCCUGAUGCACGUGACGCUAUCCCCUUCCUGUCUGUGGCUGAGCGCGUUAACGUUCCCCUGCGAUGCUCACAGGAGGAGCUGAAAUGCCGACGUCCACGUCUGUUUUUGUUUUUAUUAUUUUGGGACAGUUUUUACACUCGUAUUUUUCCCUCUGAUUGUUUAGUUUGUCAUUGUGCUAUAGAAUUUUUAAUACUUGACGUCAAAGUAAGGCGUUUUUUUUUUUAAUUUGAACUUUUACGUUUGAAUUAUUAGUGUUCUGAUGUUGUGUGUGACCUUAGGAAGCUGACUCAUUUCAGCAUCAUUUUGUAGGCGAUACUUGUGACUGUAGAUUUAACUGAACUGAAUGUUUGGUACUAAAUCUAAUCUGCACGUUGUUUCCAUCAUGUUGACCUUUCUCACAAACGCAAACCAAACCUCCAUGUGGCGUUGCUGUGAAAAUCUAAGCUGCAAAGACGCAAGAGUUUGACAAAUAUAUAAAGUAACUGUUAAUAGGACAGUCACCGCAAAUCGUUCACAUGUACCUGUAUAUUGUCGAACCUGUUUUCAAUAAAAAGAAGUGUGCAGUAAUGUUCUUCA
Thunnus maccoyii (southern bluefin tuna) is the source of this 1775-nucleotide messenger RNA. It is a transcript of the gene rbm4.3, whose product is annotated as RNA binding motif protein 4.3. The transcript has 4 exons. Gene Ontology annotation, molecular function: mRNA binding. The record is from RefSeq and is a predicted model, not a curated record. Bases 99 to 1139 code for a protein of 346 amino acids. Lineage: Eukaryota; Metazoa; Chordata; Actinopteri; Scombriformes; Scombridae. Gene Ontology annotation, cellular component: cytosol.